GACGCUGCUACUCUCUGGUCACUUGUCGCCAAUACAACAUUUCUGGCUGUAUACACACUAGAGAAAACAAAAGACAAAGAGAAAGAAAAAGACAGAGAAAAAGAGAAAGAGAAACACCCGAAAGUGACAUUAAUCACACAACUAAUGGAAGCUUAAAAACAUCAAUCAUGCUAAUAGGAAAAUCAUAAACUUGUGAAUUAAAUUAUAAGGAUUUUUUUUUAACGACAUAGCUUAAAGUUGAACGUUGAAAGUGAUUGUUGAAAAAGCAAUAUUAAAUGGCCGUGGUGUUUUGGGGAAAGAAUUGGUGAUCUAACAAACAGAAAAAUUUUGUUUGUUUUGUUUUUCGUAUGAGGAGAACGUCCCUACAACAUCACAUAUAGUUUAGAGCCCCCCCAGGAGGAGUGGUCCUUGGCGCCCUGGUGGUGACUGUGUGGAACAAGAUCGAGACCUCAGCAGUGACUAGGUGGAGGAGGCGUCGAUGUAGCAGAAGAGGUGCAGGACGCAGGGCAGCAGAUCACAGGUGGGGGAGCGACAAUGGGUAGUGGUGAAGUUCCCAGCCUCAUCCCUCCGCCGGUCCCGCCAGCUCGCCCAGGUCUGUUUAUGCCCAUCCCUCCCACCUAUUCUCCUCGAUACCUCACGCCUCUCACUUACGUUAACACCACCUCUGCUGCUGCUGCUGCUGCUACUGUUGCUGCUGGCACCAUAUCUGCUGCUGUUGCUCCUCUCGCUGCUGCUGCUCCUGUUGCGAGAUGUGUUGCUGUUUCUGCUGCCGUUGUUACUGCUCCUGUUGCAAGCGAUGCGGGUACUGGUGGUAGUGGUAACAAUGUGGUGACGAAAGUGGGCAAAACGAGUGAGUGUCUGCCUAUUACGCCCGCCAGCAAGUUCAAACGCUUUAAGUCCUUCCUAAAGUCGACCAGACGAGAUCGCGGCAAGAAGGUUGAGAGGAACAAACGAAGUGAAGGUCCCCGACAGGAGUCAGAAGGGGGGCACAAGGGACAGCGUGCUGGAGGAAGUAAUGCUGCCACACACAAGAUCAAGGCUCAUCCCUUCUGUGACGAGCUGCCGGUGUCAGCAGCAGGAGAGGACAGGCAGAGUCAGCCUGUUCCCUCUCGUAGAUCCUUCAGGCUGGCAGGCCACGUCUCUGACCUCAGCAAUAAACGCAACAUGCUGCCGCUCUGGCUUGAGGAGAACAAUGGCGUGGUGAGACAGGUCGUGUUGAACACCAAAACAAACGAGGAAACUUUACCCGCUAAUAAUGACACUCCCUUUGAAACUCGGUGGGAUUCACUGAGAGGUAAAAAUAAGAUACGUUCCUCAAGUCACUCAGAGAAGAGACCACCGGGAUGGGAAGACGUUGGACACGGCAGUGAGAGAGAAAGGGUAAAGGGUGGCAGAACGGAUAAGUUUUGCCCAUCUUUCGUCAUAAAAGAGGUGCCGCAAAAUGAAUUAAAAGUCACAGACAACCAUAAACUCUCCCCAGUAAUGAAUGACAGUUCCAGCUCUGUCCCAGUAAGGAGGCGAAACCAAAAAAACAAGCAUCAACGGAGUGAGGCAAAUGCUUUCGAUUUUAAAAAUUUCUCUGAAACAGUUGAAAACAUUUUCCCCGAAUCUUUUACCCAAGGACAGAAAUGUUCCAUAUCCACCUCCAAUGUGGCACCUCAAUCAGCCUCCAAUUCUCCCAGCCACAUUGUGACCGGAGGCUCCUCUCCCGCUAUUACCGACCGUCACCUAUGGACCUCCUCUGACAGCUUCAUUUGUGAAGACUUUACAUUAUACGAUGGAAAACACAAGAAUGCACUCAACAAUGUCUUAUUGGAACCACCAAGGUCAUAUUCGCAGGUUCUGCUUCAAACCAUCAGCAACACACAGGACGAUUUCUUCGACCCUGAAGACGCGGUCGACGACGGGGACGACCAGUUGAGUGAGAACUUUGUACCUGAUAGCAACCUUGAGGCACCGACCCCUGAAGCGUGUGCCAUCAGCAAUGAUUCACUUUACGUAAUACAUGACAAUUAUGGGGGUAAUGUGUUUACAGAUGAAAGAAAAUCCAUGGAAAACGCUUACCGUACUUCACCUCACUCGCCCAGGUCCACAGCUUACAGUGUAUUUGAUGGAGAGGAUCCUCACGUAGUCGGUGACGACUAUCAAGGCUCGGCUGCUACUCUACGAUUGACAGACGACGCGCGACGUGGACACUGGAUCACAUUCGAUGGAUCUACAGAACACUUAAACUUUAAUUCAGAUGAUACCUAUGAGUUUAUUUCUGCAGACAACUCCACACAAGAAUUACAAGGGGAAAUUCCUCCUAUCAGCCAGGCUUUGGGAAUGUACACGGCAUCGCCACCGUCGACAGAUGAACAGGACAAGAGCAUCUUGAACCCUAUGCAUCACAACGCGAUGCAUGCAUCGGACAACUACAGAGGCAGGCUGAUACGGACAUACUCACAGCGUGGCCGUCGAGCCAGUAAACGUGUCAUUAAUUCUGUGAGUCGUCGCAUCAACACUGCGGAAUACAGCAAGCUAAGAGAACCUGUUGCUCCUAUGUACUCCAGAGCGGUGCUCACCAUGAACAGCGGACCCGGGUUGUUUGAACCAGGUCCUCCGAAGUCGGUAUGUAGAGAACGGGAGGACGGGAUGGAAGCAGAGGUUAAGGAAACACCAUUUAUGACCUCUGUCACAUCCCCAGACAAAGCAACAUCGAGAUUAUUCCUUGAACCAAACUUGCCUGAAAGAGUCGGUUCUCUACGAGUCCCGCGGCUCUCUUCAGUGCUAGUCCGUCGUUCAGUGUCUCUUAAUGUACCAAAAGUAGAACGAGAAGUUCCCUUCCAGAGACUGCCAGAUAGGCGGUCUGGUUCCUUCAGAAAAGCAAUAUCUGGGCUGGGUGCUUUGGCCCGGAGCUUCAGGCGAAAAUCUGGCAGUGAGCUAGAACCUGUGGCAGCUAGUGAGAGCAGCACGAAGACCCCCAGACAAUCUGUGUGUCGCAGAGGCAGCUUUAAUUCAGCAUCCAACAGACAGACUCCCAAGGCCCCGAGGCUGCCGCGACGGGCCACCAGCCACAAGCAAGUGACGGCCGUAGUAUACCUGUGACCCAACUGGCCCUCGAGUCUCACCUCGCAUUAGGUUUACCUCUGCUGUAGUAACAUCUUAGCAACAAUGAUUGCCAGAUUUUUUUCUUUUAAACUUAAACUGUAAUUAAAAAAAUGCUGAAGUCAAGUUCUCUCAAAAAUAUACUAAAUCUACUGAACUUCCCCAGAGUGAGGCCUUGUUCAACAACCUCAGCCAGCAGGUGUGUUGCUCCUACAGACGAGUUAUGUAACACUGUAGCCUGUAGUUGUCUUAGGACGAAUUAUAGAAAACUCACAUAAAAUACUAGAGGAUAAUAUUCUCUUUGUACCACCAUGGAUCAGUUUCGUGGAUGCAUCUGCUUGUAUCUGAAGAUACUGUAUCUCACUGAGCUUCAUAUGUGGUGUAUGUUGUAAGUUAUGCCUGCAGCGUCAUUAUAUAAGGUGGUUGCUGGCAAUGCUAUUUAAAGUUAAAUUCCUCCAUAACAGGUGGUGCAAGAACUCUUUGAAUAAACCAAUUUGAUUCAAGUCAUAGGGAUGAAUGCCUACAUACCAUCAAGACUGCAAUGAAAUUUUAUCACGACUAGUUGUAUAUUAUCAUCUCCACCUACAGGAGCAAAAACAAUGUGAGAUUAUCUCAGAAUCCUAAACCUGUAUCUUUAGUACAGUACUGUACACUCUUGGUAGUGGUUGAUUGCCCUGUGCGUGGUGGAGUGAAUGCCAGUCCAUCUUCACACUGCCGACUCACCACUCAGCAAGGAUAAGAAUGUACAUAAUAACACCUGUUAAUAGUGAGUCACCUUUACAGAUACCAUUAUCCAGCAUGUAACAAAUUUAAUAAAUAAACUGAGUGUCUAGUGUUUCCCUCGCCACUGUAGAUUUAUUUAUUUAUUUGAUAUCGAUAUUUACACUGAGGAGUGAUGGUUAAACUUGUACAGGUGCAAGUAGUUGUUACGACAUCUCGCAUUCCCACUACUUGUCAGCUACGACCUUCAUUGUCCAGUGUUAGUGCAGGAGGAAACCGAAUUCACUGAAUAAGACCCUUCUCACGACUGAUCCGAGUCGUGAACUACAAAUAGUAAAGCAAAUGUGUUACAUAUCUUCCAAAAGUAAACUGAAUUGAUAUGAAAAUCAUAACUUUACCUAGUCGUAAUUAGCAGCAAAA
Homarus americanus (American lobster) is the source of this 4227-nucleotide messenger RNA. RefSeq lists its product as uncharacterized. The transcript has 3 exons. Bases 535 to 3087 code for a protein of 850 amino acids. NCBI's taxonomy places the organism in Eukaryota, Metazoa, Arthropoda, Malacostraca, Decapoda, Nephropidae. The record is from RefSeq and is a predicted model, not a curated record.